UCGCCAUUACCGACCCCUCAAUCCCUUCAAAUCCCCACUCUCCUCUCCCUAACACCAAACCUUUGAAGCCUCUCUCUCUCUCUAAAAACUCAAUAAUUCUCUGUGAUUUUUCAUUUCUCUCUCUCUCUCUGAUUCACAACAUGGCUCAGAAGACAGAAAAGGAAGAGACAGAUUUCAAGGUCCCUGAAACUUUGACCCUUUGUAUCAACAAUUGUGGUUUCACAGGCAAUCCAGCCACCAACAACAUGUGCCAGAAAUGUUUCAACGCCACCACGGCCUCCACAAAAUCAACCGCCACCACGGCUACCGCAUCAAACGCCACAUCUACAACCUCCACAACAACAGCAGCAACCACCACGGCUUCUAGCACGAGCGCAGGUGGCGCUAUCUUAAAGUUUGCCAGCGAUAAAACUUUCAGAUCUCGGUUGAUCGACCGGUCCUCAGAUGCUUCAGGCACAACAAGCCAAAAUCCAGAGUCAGAUCGGCAAAAAGGCGAUGUUGUUGAGAAAAGAGUGGUGAACCGGUGCUCCGGCUGUAGACGGAAGGUCGGUUUGACCGGAUUUAGAUGUCGAUGUGGAGAAUUGUUCUGUGGAGAACAUCGAUAUUCGGAUCGUCAUGAUUGCAGUUACGAUUAUAAAUCAGCAGGUCGUGACGCGAUCGCGAGAGAAAAUCCCGUCGUAAAAGCUGCCAAGAUUGUUAGAGUUUGAGUUUCAAAAACAAACAAGAAAUUAUCCACAUCAAAAACCCGAGACAGACUCGAUCUCGCCGGAUCUCUUUCUCAGAUAUAUGGUGAUCGGAAAAGAGUUAUAGAGAGAGAGAAAGAACAAAUUCUUGAAAAGA
Messenger RNA from Pistacia vera, 840 nucleotides. RefSeq names its product zinc finger A20 and AN1 domain-containing stress-associated protein 5. Bases 141 to 707 code for a protein of 188 amino acids. NCBI's taxonomy places the organism in Eukaryota, Viridiplantae, Streptophyta, Magnoliopsida, Sapindales, Anacardiaceae. The record is from RefSeq and is a predicted model, not a curated record. Gene Ontology annotation, biological process: protein ubiquitination. Gene Ontology annotation, molecular function: ubiquitin-protein transferase activity; zinc ion binding; DNA binding. The transcript has a single exon.